Messenger RNA from Scedosporium apiospermum, 945 nucleotides. RefSeq lists its product as uncharacterized. NCBI's taxonomy places the organism in Eukaryota, Fungi, Ascomycota, Sordariomycetes, Microascales, Microascaceae. The record is from RefSeq and is a predicted model, not a curated record. Gene Ontology annotation, molecular function: methyltransferase activity. The transcript is spliced from 9 exons. Bases 1 to 945 code for a protein of 314 amino acids.
AUGAGUAGCCCGAAGUCCCCGCCAAAGUCUCCCUCCCCUGGGGUAGCGUCUCCUCUCGGCGAUGGGAACGCCGUAAUUGAAGUGGACGCCGCGGAUGCCGAUUCGGUCUACGCUCAAUCCUCCCCGAAUGAUGAGAGGCAACAGGAGGCAGAAGACCUGAUGCACGAAAUGAUUCGAAUUAUUCUCGAUGACAAACUAUUCACAAGUCCACUCGGGGACAAAGUCGAUCGAGUUCUCGAUGUUGGUUGCGGUACGGGACAGUGGGCCAUAGAGUUCGCCGACGAGAAUCCAUCAUCAGAGGUCAUCGGCGUAGACCUCUCUCCCAUCCAGCCCAGUUUCAUCCCGCCAAACUGCAAGUUCGAGGUGGACGAUAUCAACCAAGAUUGGACCUACCCAAAAGACCAUUUCGACUUCAUCCACAUUCGAUACAUGACCGGUUGUGUCCCUGAUUGGGUCGAAUUCUACAAGAAGUCAAUGGACCACGUCAAACCCGGCGGGUGGGUCGAACAUGUUGAACUGUCCAGCAUCAUAACAUCGGACGAUGGGACUGUGAAGCAGGGCUCCGCCAUGCAGAGGUGGUUCGAGAUUUUCAAGGAAGUUGGUGAUAAGAUCGGCAAGACGUUUGGUGUUAGCGAGACAGCGCCGGAACAGAUUCGAGAGGCCGGUCUCGUGAACAUCCAUGAACGGAAGAUAAAAAUUCCAAUCGGUACCUGGCCCAAGGAUCCGAUACUGAAGAAUUGGGGAUUAUGGUACAGGCAAUUCGCCUUACAAGGCCUCGAGGGAUUCGUGAUUCGUGGCUUGACAGACCUGUUGGGGUGGUCAUUUGAAGAGGCGCAGCUCUUCCUCAUGCAGGCCCGGUCUGAAUUGACCGAUCCUCACAUUCACGCCUACACUUACAUGACUGUUGUCAGCGGACAGAAACCGAUACCGGCCGACGAGAGUUGA